This is a messenger RNA of Trypanosoma grayi, 423 nucleotides long. RefSeq names its product UDP-Gal or UDP-GlcNAc-dependent glycosyltransferase. The coding region runs from base 1 to 423 and encodes 140 amino acids. NCBI's taxonomy places the organism in Eukaryota, Euglenozoa, Kinetoplastea, Trypanosomatida, Trypanosomatidae. The transcript has a single exon. The record is from RefSeq and is a predicted model, not a curated record.
AUGCGUAAGGGUAAUGUUAAAUUAAAGUUCUACUAUGCUGCCGGAACGUGUGUCACGCUGUCAAGGGAUGUUGCGGAGAGCUUUGUGUCGUACGAGCCGCUGCAAUUUAUGGUGCGCCUGCCGUACACCAAGGAGCGUGAGGCGGAGUUUGUUGCCUUGAAUAUGUCCCACGAGGACAUGAUGAUUGGGCGCAUUUUGUACGAGGCACAGAUCCCAAAUUAUACGCUUGUAAGAGAAAGGGCGUGUCGCUUUCACAAUCUUCGGUAUGGAUGGCCUGUUCGCCCUCUAACUAAAUCCUCAGUGGUGGUCCACGACACCACCGAGAGUGAGUUCAUUGAGAUGAUGGAGCGCUUCACGAACGACACAGCGCCCACUGCAAAACCCUAUAGACGUAUCAAACAUUUUUUCAUUUUCGAUUGUUGA